Opisthorchis viverrini is the source of this 1493-nucleotide messenger RNA. RefSeq lists its product as hypothetical. The record is from RefSeq and is a predicted model, not a curated record. Lineage: Eukaryota; Metazoa; Platyhelminthes; Trematoda; Opisthorchiida; Opisthorchiidae. The coding region runs from base 1 to 1431 and encodes 476 amino acids. The transcript is spliced from 9 exons.
AUGACCGAACAACCUGAGGAACGUGUACGUGGGCGAAGUCUACUCGUCAGCCAACUAUCUCAACAGAAGCGUGGGUCCUACUCGGAUGACGACUUGUUCGAUGAAGAGUUGGACAAAGACUCGGAACAACCGGAACCGGAGCGCCCAGUAGUUCCGACCAAGUUGCCGCGCAUUACCCCUUCUGUUUCGCUGUCUGUUGCCCCGUCUACCAACACGUUAAGCUCGACUAGUGGAAUAUCAGUGGAUUCAAACCCGGUACUGAAAUCCUUAGUCCUGGCCCCAACUCCUUCUGUGUGUGCGACCACGAGCCUCACGAGACGGAUUGGAAGCGCACCUUUGAAGAUCCUCCCUCGUGGGCAACCAGAUUUAGCGUGGAGGGCUGGCCGCUUGGAAAGUAUUCUGCUGAACGAUCGUCCUACAUCCACACAACUUCCGUUAGGACUGUGUCUUCCAAAACGAGGCCGCCCACGAGGACGGCCGCCAAAGCCACAGACAGAAUCCACUCACGAAACACCGCUCAAGCAACAAGUAGCUGAAACGGAUGUGGAUAAAGCACAACGCCCUUGCCCAAUUGUCCCGAAAAAACCGAGACGCCCGGAAAACCAACAGAAGAAUCCUCCGCUCCUUUUGCCAUUGCGCGAGAGCCAUCCGCUAACGAAUAUGGCAUUACCUCCGCUGGACAUUGCAGCUCAGUUCGACGUAUUUGCCGCCGUGGAUAAUGAGAAGAAACCUUCAGGCGCGGACGAUGGUUCCCAAACCCCGACCGCCAACAGUGGACUACCUACCUCAGCUUCCUCCAGUUCACUUUCCGCAAUGCCCGGCCGGAUGAAAACCAGUUCUACCGGAGAGGAUGUUGACAUUCAGGCGCUUCGCAAUUAUCGUCGCCUUAAUGGCUACAGCCUAUUUGUAUUUAUGAACAGACGCAAGUACGAGAGCAACGUUGGGACCGAUGAAGUGACGGAUUUGGGAGACAGUCAAAAAGAUAAUUGCAAAUGGCAGGCGAUCUGGUCAACAUUAUCCGAAAAGGAACGUCGGGAGUGGAAGGCAAAAGCUCGCAAGAUAAUGCGACAAAACCAACAGCCAAUGAAACGCGAAGAACAGGAUGGCAAAGAUCGUCGGUGGAAUGAGCGACGCAAACUGGAGAGACAGUUGGCCCGGAAUGAUGUGGCUUUUGCAACUAACAAUCUGUUAGAUCUUGCAGCCCACUUCCAGUUAUUGAGCGAUGCUUUUGCUGGAUGUGCGAGUCAGUUGGAGGAGUUUGAGGGUCCAGUUAAUCCGCAGGGUGUUGAGUCGUUACUCUUGGAUGGUCUGUUGGCCUGUCUCAUACCUCUAUUGGCUCUCGCUUCUGAAGAAGAAGUUCUUUCGUCUGUGCUGGACAAGGAACACGUCAGUCUUGCGCUGAAACAUUUAACCUACAUUUUGCCAGUUUGAUUUUUAAUCGUGCAUAAUUCACCGUCCAGAUGUAUUGUACAGUUUCACAUAUAUCGUUUUAC